AAAAUGAAUCGCCAAAAACGAAAAACGGACCGUUUUUAAUUGGUUUUUCGUUUUUUGAUUCUAACACCAAAAUGGUUAUUUGGUUUUUCGUUUUGAAACAAAAACAGAUAAACGUCCAUGCAGUAAACCAUUCUCCUCGACUCCACACACCUUGUGACGUCUCUGUCCUGUCUCAUAACUGUGGUGAUAUUUUACCCUGAGUCCAGCCUGCCAGGUAAACUUCCCCACAGCCCGGAGAACAGCCCGAGGUCCGUGACACUGUCAGACUGCAACCGGUAUGAGAUGUUCUGAAGGGCUGGCCGGUCUUGACAGCUCCGUGCUCGACGUCAGGGUCCCUUUUAGCCGAAGCGACGUGUCAUCGACCAUUUAACGCUGUUAAGGUUGUUAUCUUACUAACGUUACUGCAUUGCUGAAGGCGAACAAGGAACUUCUUCUCCCAACACUGAUGGCUAGCAAGCGUUAGCUACACUAUCUCACUGUGCCAUCAUUGGAUAACUGUCAUUGUUUAUCGAGGCUCAGCUGCUGCUAGCUGCCUCUAUUGUUUACAUGGAUACAGUCAGCUGAAGUGCUCUGUGGGCAUGUGGCGGUCCUAACAAUACUAGAUCAGCUGCAGAACAACCACAGUGGAAAUGGAAAUGGAGCUGGGAGGGAGCUAACGUUUAUCGAAGUUAGCCAAAACUCUACAGCCGACUCUCUACCCUAAAAUAAGGAUGAUCUGGCUAAUGGAGGACAACUGUGCCUGCUGGGCUGUUUGACUUUGUGUGGGCGUUGGACAAAGGACAGGAGUUUGUUUGUCCACAUUAAAGCAUAACCUGAGGCAAGACCACAUGAGGAGAAUAGAAAAUAUACUGUGCUGGGAACUGGCCCGCACUCCUGGCACUAGAAUGAUGCUAAAGACCCUACUGAUCACCAGUCUUUUUGGCUGGGCAAAAUGUCAAGAGAGCCAGAGCAUGACACCAGAUGAGAAGACAGUUGUCAGGGACCAGAUUGUUGAAAUGUUUGAUCACGCUUAUGGCAGUUACAUGAAAUAUGCCUAUCCAGCCGAUGAGCUGAUGCCUCUAAGCUGCAGGGGGAGAGUCCGUGGCCAGGAGCCAAACAGAGGGGACAUAGAUGAUUCCUUGGGGAAGUUUUCUCUCACGCUGAUUGACACCCUUGAUACUUUGGUGGUUUUAAACAAGCUUGAUGAGUUUGAGGAUGCAGUGAGAAAGGCCGUGAGGGAUGUACGCUUGGACAACGAUGUGGUGGUGUCUGUGUUUGAGACCAACAUCAGAGUUUUAGGGGGGCUUUUGGGAGCCCAUGUGAUGGCUGACUUGCUACGGCAGCGUGGGGAGAGGAUGCAGUGGUAUCGGGAUGAGCUCUUGCACAUGGCCAAAGAGCUGGGCCAUCGAUUACUACCUGCCUUCAACACCACAAGUGGCCUUCCCUACCCUAAGGUGAAUCUGCGGUAUGGAGUCCUGAACCCACUUUCACGCACAGGCACUGAAUCGGACACCUGCACGGCAUGUGCUGGAACAAUGAUCCUGGAGUUUGCUGCCCUCAGCAGACUGUCAGGAGAGUCUGUGUUUGAGGAAAAUGCCAGGAAGGCUCUGGAUGUCCUCUGGGAGAGGAGACAGAGAGGAAGUGACUUGGUGGGGACAGUCAUCAAUAUUCAUAAUGAGGAAUGGGUGCGGAGGGACAGUGGGGUUGGUGCUGGUAUUGACUCAUACUACGAAUAUUUGAUGAAGGCCUACAUUCUUCUGGGAGAUACUGUUUUUCUGGAGAGGUUCAACAUUCACUACAGUGCCAUUAUGAAAUACAUCAGUCAGCCUCCCCUGCUGCUCAAUGUACACAUGCACAACCCCACUGUGAGCGUGCGCAGCUGGAUGGACUCUCUCCUGGCAUUCUUCCCUGGCUUACAGGUUUUGAGAGGAGAUCUGAAACCAGCUAUUGAGACUCAUGAAAUGCUUUACCAAGUCACCAAGCAGCACAAGUUUCUUCCAGAGGCUUUCACUACAGAGUUUAGAGUUCAUUGGGGCCAACACCUACUGAGACCAGAGUUUGCAGAAAGCACCUACUACCUCUAUAAGGCCACUGGUGACCCCUACUACCUCAGAGUGGGACAGUCCAUCGUGGAAAAGCUCAAUGCCUACGCCAGGGUGCCUUGCGGGUUUGCUGCUGUGCAGGACGUCCGCACCGGGACGCAUGAAGACAGGAUGGACUCGUUCUUCCUGGCUGAGAUGUUUAAAUACCUGUACCUGCUGUUUUCGGAGAAGAGCGAGCUGCCCAUCGACAUUGACGACUACAUCUUCACCACAGAGGCGCAUCUUCUCCCUGUGUCUCUCUCCACCACCAAGCCGCCCUGUCAAGGCAACAUUACGGAGACUGUUCCUGUUCCUCAAGAAGAAGAUCUGUUCACACACUCCUGCCCCAGCAUAGAGACGUUGUUCCCUAACAACCCGUCAUUUGCCAAAACCAUCCGCGACAGCUACAAGUACCUCACAGGGGUGGGACGAGCCUUCCACCCCUUACCUGUUAGGGAAAUUGAACUACCGCUUCAUGAUAAUGGCAUGGAGCCAGUAGAGUUCUUGAAAAGCAUGGGCAUCUCUCUCACUCCACUGAAUGAGGUCACGGCAGGAGACGUCAGAAGUCAGAGGGAGCAUAAAGGAGUGUACCGGGUUAAAUUUGUGGCAGAGGUAAGCCAGACACCGGAAGAGGAGGAGGUGGUGCCUCAUGUUGUUCAGCUCAUAUCCCCUCCAUAUCUGGGUAGGACUGUCCUCACAGCGGGACCUGCCAAGUUCGGAAUGGACCUCACCAAGCAGGAGCACGGGGUGAAGGGCAGCAUAGUGAAAGCCUCACCGUACACUGCAUGUGGGCCAAUAGAUAAUACAGCAGAGCUUAAAGGCAAUAUCGCUCUGGCACUCCGUGGUGACUGCAUGUUCGCUACAAAGGCUCGUCGGCUGCAGGAGGCAGGAGCCAUAGGAGUCAUUUUUAUAGACCAUCGUGAGGGAAGCAAUAGCGAGGAAACUCCCCUCUUCCAGAUGGUUGGAGAUGGCGACUCCACUGAUGACGUCACCCUGCCUUUGGUCUUCCUGUUCAGCCGUGAGGGUGCCGUGCUCACAGCUGCUCUGGAGGAACAUCAUAAUGUGGAUGUGCUGCUGCUGCCCAAGGAGAGGCAGCUGGGACAUGAUAAGACAGAGAAACCCGUAGGCAUGAAUAUCAAACUCCGCCUGGCAGAGGAGGGGGAGCUGGUGGAAGGAGGGCCCACCUUGGAAUUUGUCUUGGGGAAAGAAGAGGUGCUUCUUAAGGAAGAGGAGGAGGAAGAAGAGCCCACAGGACGACGACAAUCACGGCAGCAGCGUUUCUGCACGAAUGAACGAACUGAACCAUGUUCAGCAGACUUAUCUCAAACCCCAAGCUCUAACAGUGGACCAGACACAAACCCUUGACCGCUGCUGAUCCCGAAGCAGCCACAUUUCCCCAACGCUGAUCCCUCGUCUUUCGUUUUUGAGUGGCACGUGCCUCAGAGCCCCUCACUGCCCUACAUGGAGGCUUAACUGACCCAACCUGCAUGUUUACAACCGAUGCAGGAGAGCCAAGCAGUGUGAUGGCCGCACACCCAUCCUGUCUUGACUUUGACACCUAAAGUUGGUUCUAUAUUUAUUUGACAGAGUCAAAGUGGAGCUUUUACUCUGUGCAGUGCUGGUCUGUCUGAAAUGAGGGAUAUCAUGAGACUAAACUAGGUAGUUAAAAGGUGAAAGCAGUUGGUUAACAUGGCUGUGCUGGUGCUGCCCAUACCUAGCCUGUAGUGUUGCUAUUGUAGGCACACACAAGUUGUUCCUGGUGAUAAUGAUGUAGAUCACUGACUAGAGUUUAAAAAUACCUCACCAUAGAGGAAAACAUAGAUAAGGCAAAAGUGACUCAGCUAGGAUUGUAUGCAAUGCAGUUUGUUUUUAAUGUAGAUUGCACCUUUUCAAUUCAACAACUACUUAAAUAUUCAGCAGUGGUGAUGGAAUAUUAUCUGGCCAGUAGGUGGAGUUAGCUACCAUAACUUCUCAGUAAUAUAACGAUGAAGGAGAUGAACUGGGGCCAAUUUGAAAGGUGUAUUUUAUUUUGUACUUGUAAGCAACUUCAGGGAAUUUCAAGAGUGAAUGCAGUUUGCAAGGUUAAUCCAUUUGAUGGUGUGUGUGUGUGUGUGUGUGUGUGUGUGUGUGUGUGUGUGUGUGUGUUCUGCAUUUCCUUUUUGCUAUAAUGUGCAUGUGUGUGUGCAAGGUGUGUAUUAAUAACUAUAAUACCCAAGAAAGCAUCUCAGCUAAAACAUAAUUACUAUCAGAUGAAACUGUCCUGUCUUCACAAAGUCAUCAUGAAACGAAUUAAGAAUAAAAAGUCUGUAGGAUCAUGUCACAGUGAUUCUUUUGAAAUUUGGAUUUUUCAGACUAAUUGCUAAAUUGCUUUUUUCCAACCCAUAAAUAACUGUGUAAUCUCUGUUAAUUUAAAAUGAAUCCUGGCAUUUUAAAACAUUACGAAAAUGGCCAAAGCUGUUUUUCUUCUUCAACUGAAGUCUACAUGUAACUGUGGUUAGGUCCAGAUGAAGCAUCCACAGGAUUUCAGUCUGCAGUCCCAGACAGAUAUGCACUUUGAAACACGGGUAGGAUCGUCGAUUCAAACAGAACUGACCAAUCAGUCUGUCAUUGCAUUUGUUUGUGUGUGGCGCAAUAAGUUAUUUUCAAUUGCAGUCAUUUAUCAUCCCAUUUACAUUGUGUAAUGAUGCAAUACUAAAAUGUAAGUAAAAAUUUUAUAUUUAGUGACAUCAUUUAAGAUUGCUGGAGCACGAGGUGUUUGCUUAAUCUAAAAUGGUAACAGUCGAACUAGAAAGGCUAAUUGAGUCUCAUAUAAAUACUCAAUGAAUUUUCUGAAAGCAUUUUGGAUCCAGUUUUGUUGUUUCUCUUGUCAACACUUAAAUGUACCUGCUGUUGGUGUCUCACACUCUAUACACAAACUAAACCAUGUUCUUGGCA
Micropterus dolomieu (smallmouth bass) is the source of this 4994-nucleotide messenger RNA. RefSeq names its product ER degradation-enhancing alpha-mannosidase-like protein 3. The record is from RefSeq and is a predicted model, not a curated record. The transcript has 24 exons. Bases 828 to 3425 code for a protein of 865 amino acids. Gene Ontology annotation, cellular component: endoplasmic reticulum; membrane. NCBI's taxonomy places the organism in Eukaryota, Metazoa, Chordata, Actinopteri, Centrarchiformes, Centrarchidae. Gene Ontology annotation, biological process: endoplasmic reticulum mannose trimming; carbohydrate metabolic process; mannose trimming involved in glycoprotein ERAD pathway. Gene Ontology annotation, molecular function: mannosyl-oligosaccharide 1,2-alpha-mannosidase activity; calcium ion binding.